Messenger RNA from Protopterus annectens (West African lungfish), 6628 nucleotides. RefSeq names its product ectonucleoside triphosphate diphosphohydrolase 5-like. NCBI's taxonomy places the organism in Eukaryota, Metazoa, Chordata, Ceratodontiformes, Protopteridae. Gene Ontology annotation, cellular component: membrane. The record is from RefSeq and is a predicted model, not a curated record. The transcript has 12 exons. Gene Ontology annotation, molecular function: UDP phosphatase activity; GDP phosphatase activity. Bases 1 to 996 code for a protein of 331 amino acids. Gene Ontology annotation, biological process: nucleoside diphosphate catabolic process.
AUGUAUGAAGGGGCUGAGACAGUGCGAGAGCUACUGAAGGUAGCAAAGGAGUCCAUUCCACCCACUCAUUGGGAGAAAACUCCUGUGGUACUAAAGGCUACUGCUGGAUUGCGACUUCUGCCAGAAGAAAAAUCACAGGCCUUACUCUCUGAGGUGAAGGAGAUCUUUGAAGAAUCACCAUUUCUGGUUCCAGACGAGAGUGUUUCAAUAAUGAAUGGAACAUAUGAAGGUAUUUUAGCUUGGAUUACCAUCAACUUUCUAACAGCUCGGUUGCAUAACACCAACAGGGGGCCUGUGGGAACACUGGAUCUGGGAGGAGCAUCUACUCAGAUAACAUUUCUGCCACAGUCACAAAACACCGUUUUGGAAGCACCAGAAAAUUACCUGUCUUCAUUUGAAAUGUUUAACAGAACAUACAGGCUAUAUACGCACAGUUACCUCGGCUUUGGAUUAAAAGUAGCAAGGCUGGCAGUUCUGGGUGCUCUAGACAGACAUGAGAAAGGACACAUUUACUCUAGUUCCUGCCUUCCUAAAGGUACCAGAGCUACAUGGAUGUUUGGUGGAAGUACUUACAGAUAUGGAGGAGAUGAAAAGGGUGUGACUGGUUUUCAGACAUGCUACUCAGAAGUUGCAAAAGUGGUCAGAGGAAAUCUUCAUCAACCAGAAGAGAUUGCAAGUAGCACUUUCUAUGCCUUUUCCUAUUAUUAUGACCGAGCUGUGGAUACAGGGCUUAUAGAUAAUGAAAGAGGAGGAGUAAUAGAAGUAAAAGAUUUUGAACGGAAAGCAAAAGAAGUAUGCAAUAAUUUGACAAAUUACAAGAGAGCAAGCCCCUUUUUGUGCAUGGACCUUUCCUAUAUUACAGCCCUGCUGAAAGAAGGUUUUGGUUUUCACGAGGAUUCGAUUAUACGGCUAUCAAAGAAAGUCAACAAUGUGGAGGCCAGCUGGGCACUGGGUGCAACGUUUCAUCUGCUACAGUCUCUCAAGUCCCAACACUAAUUCAGGAAUGGGGGUAGUACUUCCCAUUUGGGUGAGCGGGCAUCUCAAGUGGAAUUUUAUAGGGGCAGCAGAGUUCUAAGGCUCCAUCUUUCAGAUUUUUAAUACCACAACACUGAUAAUGACAUCAGAUGACAAACAGUGCAGACAUAACUGGAUAAAGGGGUAUCUUGGACAAAUGUGUGAGGGAAUUUAGUAGUAAUCUGCCACAAGCCAUUAAUAACAAACAUCCAUUUAAGUAGGCAGUACUGUGGAUGGAGUCUUGGGUAGCUUCUCUGCAAUGUUAAAUGCUGCUUUCAUACCGUGGUUCUCUCAACACUCUCGGUAAAUUGAGUACAAUACCAAACCUAACUUUUGAAACACAUACUGAAAAGAAAACAGAAGGCAUUUGUGCACUGGGACUACCUUUCUGCUGUUAAUCUCUUAGUAGGCAGCUGUAGUUAUUAUAGCCUGGAGAUUUUUGCUGAAUCAUUUUUGUGAUAUGACAACUGGGUUUUGCCACUGUUGCUGAAUUCCUUAGUAUUUUACACUAGCAUUUUGUGGAAAAUGCCAUCUUUAGCACCAUUUAAGUGGGUAGAAAGAACACUGAGGCACUGUAUCUUCCAUACUGUAGUCCCUUAUUUACCAUCCAUUUCCAUUGGUAUUCUAGGAGGUGCUUGUAGAAGCUGAAUCCACAACUUUUUUUUUAAAUAAUGGAUGAUCUUGAAUAGCAUCCAAGAGGGAAGUGAACAACAAAUUAUGAAACCUGUACACUGAACCAGAUGUAGAGAUGCUGUUACACCUUCAUGUGUUAUAAUUGUUAUAACCAGGAAUGCAGUUUACAUGUAUUUGUAAUUUUGCUACAUUGUUACUGGCACCCAAUACUUGCAGGUAACUCUUACAGACAUGUAGAGUAGAUAAUUUACCAUUUGCUUGUACACCGUCUAAUUUCAUCCUAAACCACAAAAUGCCACCGGUGUGUACACAUUUGCUGGGACACACUAUACCAGCCAUUCAGUUUGGGGUGGGGGUGUGUACUUAAUGUGCAAUAUAACAUGGAUCCAACCUUCUGGUGUUUCAUCUGGACAUUUCUUGUUCUGAGUACCCACAUGAAAUACCAGCCGGUACACAGAACAAGAAAUAUCUGAAGGUCAUCAGCAUUACAUAAACAGAAAACUAUACAAAGUAUGUCUAUUUUGUUAGCUACAGAGAUUUUUUAUAAGUACAGUGGAUUUUUGUGCAGGUGAUGUAUAGACAUCAAUCUGUUAUUUUAUUACAAUUCCAUAACAGGGCACUCUCAUUCCAUUUGAUUUUAUAGCUUGUGAUUUUAACACAAGAUCUUUACUUGAAAUGCAUUUUUAUGUCUUCAGGUCACAUUUAUGGAACUUGACCAUAGGGAAUGUUACAGUCUUCUGUUUAAUAGCAGCAGUCCAUAGUGGGUUGUCGCCAUUAUAUCAAGAUGUGUGUGGCUGCUUUAUGAGAAGUAGCCUGUUCACUAUCUACAUGCUCAUACUGUCUCUGUCAGAAAGUGUAUAUCCUAAUAGUCUCCUUUUUCUGCCAUUAUUGUUACAAAACCAAGUCUGUUCUUGGCGGUGGCUACACCAGUAUUUGCUGCUUCAUUCCCAGCUGCAUUUCAUAUGCAGUGGCUGCAAGUCAUUUAACUAGUUUUUACUUCUAGUGGUGUAAGUCUUCCUGGUGGAACAAUGGUGGCUAGUUUGAAAACCAUAAGGGGACUGAGGAUUUGGCAGCUGUUCCUCUGCAACAUGAUUCUUGGGCCUUAGUAUUUUCACAGGUGGAAUUCUUUUGUCCCAUUCACCAUGUGUGUCUCUGCAUCCAGUCACUGUCAGCACUCAGCUUCAUCAGCAGUAGAGAUAGACAGACCCUGUGGGUGAGAGCACUAAAGACAAAGAUGACAAGUCUGUUAAAAAUGGAGCAUCACAGCCAAAGGCGCAGACGUUGGGCUGGGAAAAAAAACUUUUGUCAUUUGUAUGUGCAGGCCAUGCAGCCACACUGCAGAAGAGCUAGGUAACAGAGUGCAUGGGCUGACAUUCAGUGUGCACACCCUGGGGCAAAAUCUGCCUGCAGGAAGGAGGUAGGAACAGCUACAGCAUCAAAAGCAACAAGAGCAUAGUCAUACCAAGUUGACAGGGUUGCACAUGGUAACACAGAGUGGAAGUAGUCACAGAACUACACCAUAAGACUCUGGCACCAAAGGGAAUGCAGAUUAAGGAUGGGCAAACACAAGACUGUUGGGGAGUGAAAUGUACACCAUUAACAACAAGCAGCCAGCAACUCUGUGUACAGCAGCAGGGCCAGCCGGGAGUAUACUGGAUACAAACAGGGGAUAUGAUGAGUUGGCAGGACAGUGAUGGAUGGCUACACAUGCUUUUCUUUAAUGCAUAAUGUUAACAAAACCUAGCAGUGUACCUUUUUUAAACUGGGUAAGCCCACUGUACAAAAGUGUCCCUUUUCAGAGGUGAUCCAGGAGCACUGUCUGCUUACAUGACAUGCUUUUUCACACAGUUUGUAGAUGAAAAUAGAUUAAUUCAAACAGGACAGAGCUCAUUAAAUGAACAUUACCUUAUUCCUAUGAGUAAAACUAAAACCAGACAUUCUUCACUGCAUUGCUGCAAAAAUAAUAAUAAUAUUGAAUUGUGUAGGUUUUUCACUAAGUUCAAUAGAUGUGACCUGAGAAAAGAUAUUACAUCAAAGAGUUUCAAUUGCAUUAAAUUAAUGAAUAAGUUAGUUCUGUAUAGCCUGUCUGUUGUAGUUUGAACUUUAUCAUGCCUUGUGCAAAGGGACAAAGGUACGAACAGGUCCUGACUCAGUCCACUUCAUGGAAAUAUGUGAUGCUUUUCCUUUCUAAAAACCAUUAGGUUGGAUAAGCACUUAUGAUUCACAGUGUGUUUUAACUGAAAAGUGCAUUAUACUAAAAUAAGUAUAUGUGCAAUGAACUCUGGAUCUGUAAAUGGGAAGAAUCCACCACAUGGGGCAGAUGGAGCUGUGCCUUCCGCCCUUUGGUGAGAAAAUCCAUUUUAGUCUAAUGCAUUUUUCAGACUGUAUUGGGAAAUAUUGACAUUCGGUUAUAUUUAUUAGAGCUGUCCUGUCCUCAUACUCUUUGCCUUUUUCUGUGAUUUUGAAGAGGAAGAGGCUGCAGUUUUCUGAAGAAUGGCUGUUGGUCCCAAUGAUUAUUGUAAAGAGGCAGUUGAAUUUAAAGUCAAGACUGGUGGUUUUAUUAAUUCAUAUUAAGGAAUGACAAAGGAAUCUGUUAUGGUGAGAUACUAAUUCUUGUAGUGGACUGGUUAGCAUCUCAUGUAAUGGACUUGAUGGGAGCCUGGUAUAAUUAAAAUCUCAAAGAACUCUCAAGUCGCAAGUACUGGGAUCUUAGAGGACUCGCAAGUCGUGAGUACUGAGAUCUUAGAGGACUCACAAGUCAUGAGUACUGAAAUAAAACAUGACUGUACAGCUUAUAAAAGUAUAACAAGAAUUAUCUCCUGUUUAUUUUGAUACGGAAAUGCAGACCCUGAAUCAUCUGUGUCAGAAACCGAUGGUGCCACCAGUUCAGUCUGCACCUGUGAGACCUGUACUCUGUGAAUCCAGAUCAGCUUUAUUUUUGGGAAAAUGUUAAGGAGAUAAACCAGUGAAGUAAAACUGAUUGAAUUUCUGCCAGUUACAUGGCACCAAGAACCAUUUGCACAAGAUUUCUUUAUGAAGUGUGAUACUGUACUAGUACACUGCAGCUGCCUUUUGCAAUUUCAUGGAAAAUUUCCUCAUAAUUCUUGAAGGUACCUAUAGGCAUUUCAUAUUGCAUGACAUUUUGAUUAUUUAUAUGUAUUUGUAAUGCGUAGAAAAGUCAUGAUUCACAAGCACUUAUUGGUUUAAUUUAUUGUAGUAUAAGCCUUUGUUCAGAAAUAUUUAACAGUGCAAUAGAAGUUUCAGGGUUUUAAUCUUCCUGGAUCAGAGCUUUGCUGGUUAUCUUUACACUGGAGUGCAUUAACAUCCUGCAAAAUUAAGCUUGCAUUAUGGCAACAGGAGGCUGACUUAUGGCAAGUGGGGUAUCUUCGCUUCAGCUUUAACUGCCUCACUUCCAGUGUCCCCACUGCCAGCUUUGCUUAACACAGAUCAUGUUUUAAAAAACAGUGUAGUACAAUUUUUUGUCUCAUCUUUGUGUUUUAUUUCUUUUUAAACUGCUAUCAUAGUAGACACAGCUGUUCAUGGUGAAAUUAGGAAGCCAUAAAGUAAAUGUGUUUCCAAUAAGGGGUUUCUGUCUGAUCCACUGCACUGAAUGAACUAUUAAUUAGUUGAAGGGUUAGCUCAUUGGUGUUUUGACACUGACAAAGGCACAGUUCUUGUUUGAAAAAAAAGUUACAUUCUUGUUUUGCCUUAAGAAUGUUCACCAUUCCACAUCAGGAUUAUUUUAAAACAAACCCAGUCAUAGUUUGAGGUCACCCUCCACUGCUGUGCCUAAAGGGUCUGUACUUCCAUCUCCUAGGUUUCCUGUUAUUUCUGUUUCAAUGGGAGGCUGUGAGCAUGGAGGAUACAAGCACAUUAUGAGCACUAACGCAUCAUAGUUACAAAAUAUACAGUCAAGCAGUCCAUCAGGCAAUAAAUCUCAACGAGGAAUGUCUGAAGUAAUUCAGCAUUGAGUAACGUAAGGAUAAGUUGAAUUUUAUAUGGGCCAGUGCACACGCACUGACAUAAACACUUUUUUUCCUAGCCAUGCAGGCAGGUUAUGGAAGACUUGCCUGAACUCUCUUUACUCUGAGACAAUGAGUGAUUUAAAGUCAAGGGUGGAUAACCUAGCAGAAAAACUUUGUUGUAUUCUCAAAGUGCCGAGAUACAGGCUCCCAGACAGCUUGUUGUCAAGGUCUAUAGCCUGUUGAUUCCCUUGUGUUGUAACAGUUUUAGCCAGCUUUCAGGAUGCUUCCCUGUCUCCAGGCUGUCUGAAACAUUCAUUAAGCAUCAUUCUUAUUUUGAGUUCCUCCUAAAGGCACCUAUCAAAGUAAAUGUUUUAAAUAUAAAGCCAGUCAGUAGUUUAAAUCUACCAUAGAGAUCAGGUCUUCUCCUACAGUUUGCAUAUUUCGGUCACUGUUAGUUGACAGUGCAUAGAAUUAGAUGAUAGAUUUUUUAUAAAACUUUUUAAGCAAGAAGUUGAACUGCAGUUGUAGUAGAUAGAAAUUUAAAGGCAUUUUUUGUUGUUUGGUCCCCAUUCCUGUUAGAUUUCUCUUCUCGUACUGAUACUGAAGCAUGGCAUGGAGAAGUUGCUGUCAUUCAAAAGAGAGGUUAAACUAAGGUCCCACCUGCCUGAAUUAGUGAUAGUUAAGGUGGGUGUUAAAUUUCCUGCAGAACUUGUUGAAGAAAGGCAGGAUUUUAAUGUACAGUAGAUUCUCAGUUAACUGGAACUCAAGCAACCAGCAAAAAAAUAUCGAAGAAAUACAGUACAAUUUUCAUGUGUUGCACUUUCUAUUUCCCCAUGCAGAAACAUAUCUUAUGUUUUUAGAGUUUUAGAAUUUUAAAAAGAAAAUAUGAAUACAUUUUCUCUCUCCCCAACCUGAGAACAAGUCUAACCAAAUAAAUAGUAUAAGGUACACAUAUUAAUCAUUCCUAUUUUUAAUAGUAACUGUUAAAUAACCAGAAACUACAGUUAUCCGGCAUC